AUGGCUGCCACGACAGAUGUGAAGAACUACAAGUUCAACCACUCGAUGAUCCGAGUGAAGGACCCCAAGGCUUCGGUCAAGUUCUACGAGACCCUCGGCAUGAAGGUCAUCAAGCAGAUUCAACAACCCGAGGCCAAGUUCGACCUUUACUUUCUGGCGUACGACUCGCCCAAUUCCAGGUCCGCCGGCAGCGGCACCUUUGACCGCGAGGGCAUCAUCGAACUGACGCACAACUACGGCACCGAGAACGACCCGGAGUACAAGAUCAACAACGGCAACACGGAGCCGCACCGCGGGUUCGGUCACACGUGCAUCAGCGUCGACAACAUCCAGGCAGCAUGCCAGCGCCUCGAGGACGCCGGGUACGCGUUCAAGAAGAAGCUGACGGACGGCAAGAUGCGGCAUAUUGCUUUCGUGUUGGAUCCCGAUCAGUACUGGGUUGAGAUUAUCGGCCAGAAGCCGAUUGAGCAGACGGAGGACGUCAAGGAGACAGACGUGGCUACGUAUAGAAUGAACCACACCAUGCUCCGCGUCAAGGACUACGAGAAGUCUCUCAAGUUCUACCAGGACGUCUUGGGUAUGACGCUGAUUCGCAAGAACGAGGCCAGCGAUUUCACGCUAUUUUUCCUGGCGUACGGCGACCUCAAGGAGGGCGAAAGCCAGGCGCAGCGCGAGGGCAUCCUCGAGCUGACCUGGAACCACGGUACCGAGAAGGACGAGAGCUUCAGCUACCACAACGGCAAUGACCAACCCCAGGGCUUUGGACACAUUUGUGUUACGGUCGAUAACAUCGACGCCGCUUGCGCGCGGUUUGAGGAGUUGAAGUGCAACUGGAAGAAGCGCCUCACCGAUGGGCGCAUGAAGAACGUUGCCUUUUUGUUGGACCCCGACAACUACUGGGUUGAGGUUGUCCAGAAUGAGAAGUUUGCCGGCAAGGCCAACUUCUAA
Molecule: messenger RNA, 948 nt
Organism: Colletotrichum orchidophilum
Lineage: Eukaryota; Fungi; Ascomycota; Sordariomycetes; Glomerellales; Glomerellaceae
Product: lactoylglutathione lyase
Exons: 5
Coding region: 1-948 (315 amino acids)
Molecular function (GO): lactoylglutathione lyase activity; metal ion binding
Source: RefSeq, a predicted model, not a curated record